Molecule: messenger RNA, 957 nt
Organism: Salvelinus fontinalis (brook trout)
Lineage: Eukaryota; Metazoa; Chordata; Actinopteri; Salmoniformes; Salmonidae
Product: olfactory receptor class A-like protein 1
Exons: 1
Coding region: 1-957 (318 amino acids)
Biological process (GO): G protein-coupled receptor signaling pathway
Cellular component (GO): membrane
Molecular function (GO): pheromone receptor activity
Source: RefSeq, a predicted model, not a curated record
AUGUUGGAUCUCUGUGUCACCAUCAAAGGGGUGUCCUUCCUGUUGCAAACAGGGUUAGGGUUCCUGGGGAACACCCUGGUGCUGCUGGCCUACACCCAGGUCGUCUGCUCUGAGUGCCGACUCCCGCCUGUGGACAUAAUUCUCUGCCACCUAGCCUUCGUUGACCUGAUUCUGCUCCUCACCCGCUGCGCCCCCCAGACCAUGACUGUGUUUGGCCUGCGUGACCUGCUGAAUGACCCGGGCUGCAAGGUGGUCAUUUACACCUAUCGCAUCGCCCGGGCUCUGUCAGUGUGCAUCACCUGUAUGCUCAGUGUGUUCCAGGCAGUGACCAUCGCCCCUGCAGGUGGACCCUGUUUGUCCAGGCUUAAGGCCCGGCUUCCCAGGCUCAUCGUGCCCACCAUCGCAGGGCUGUGGCUCUUCAACAUGGCUGUAUGCUUCGCAGCUCCAUUGUUCUCGAUUGCCCCUCGCAACGGCACAGUGCCUGCCUUCACCCUCAACCUGGGCUUCUGCCAUGUGGAUUUCAGGGACAGGCUGUCCUACAAGAUCAAUGGAGUGAUUGUCUCUAUACGGGACUUUGUCUUUGUGGGGCUCAUGUUGUGGUCCAGUGGCUACAUCCUUCUCCUCCUCCACCGUCACAGCCACCAGGUGAGAAGCAUCCGACGAUCAUCCCAGGGUGGAGGAGCUGAGACUAGGGCAGCCAAUACAGUGAUCACCCUGGUGGUGUUGUAUGUUGUAUUCUUCGGCAUAGACAAUAUCAUCUGGAUUUACAUGCUGACGGUAGAUAAUGUGUCUCCAGUGGUAGCUGACAUGAAGAUCUUCUUCUCCUCCUGUUAUGCCUGUCUCAGCCCCUUUUUCAUCAUCAGCUCCAAUAAGAGGGUCAAGAGUAAGUUGGUGUGUGUGGCAGCUGACCAAGAGCCGCCAUCAGUCGACACCCAGGACUCCAAUGACAAGAUGUAA